Ipomoea triloba (trilobed morning glory) is the source of this 992-nucleotide messenger RNA. RefSeq lists its product as uncharacterized. NCBI's taxonomy places the organism in Eukaryota, Viridiplantae, Streptophyta, Magnoliopsida, Solanales, Convolvulaceae. The coding region runs from base 305 to 853 and encodes 182 amino acids. The transcript has a single exon. The record is from RefSeq and is a predicted model, not a curated record.
CUAGAAUAUGACAACUAGAUAGCCAAAUAAUAGGUGAUCCACUAGGAAGUAAGCAUCAGUCCUAACCGCUAUAUUGUCUUCUUUAUUUUCUGUAGACGAACCAGGAUUUGAUUCCAGGCAACUGCAUGUGUUUCUGGGGAUUUUUUCCAGCUUUUUUUACGAUUGAAAUGAGAAAAAGGAAAAAGACGAUAAAGCAACAAAAAGAAAAAGCUGAGCGGCAACUUUCUUUGAACGGAAUGAAACUAAUAGCUUACAGUCACGGCGAGAUUUCCAUUUUCCGGCCUCGCUUCAGUGCGGCGGCAAGAUGUCUGACGCGGGCGUUCCCAGGCUAGGCACGGCGAUCCACAUUACGGCGCUGGACGGGAUAAUUCACGUGAAUUCCCUGUUUUCGCUAGCGGUUUUCGUCGGGUUAUCGUGGAACCCUCGGGACCCGAAUAACCGCCUCACCGACGACCCGAAAUGCCUGCCGGACCCGAAAAUCGCGGAGGAUCUGGUGGCCUUCCACGUCUACUCCUUCGCGUGUUUCCUCUUCUCCAGCCUCAUCGCUCUGUGCCUGAAGCAGGCCCUCCGCCUCUCCACUCGCGCCCAUCACCACACCAUUUUCACCUUCACCUUCGACCUCGCCCACAUCAACAAGACUGCUCUCCGGGUCGGGUACCUGGUAUCCGCUGCGGGUUCGGUUUCCGGCUGCAUUUGCUUGAUGCUUGCUUUGAUCAAUGUGGUUGAGGUAAAGCUGGGAACUCUGGGGUGUGGGAGUCGCCAUAGCUAUGGAGCUGUCAUCCCUCUUGUGACUUUUGUGCCAUUAGGGCUUCUGUUAUAUGUAUGCAUCGUCGUCUAUGCUUUCACUCGUUAACUUGCCCACAAACUGUUUGUCAAAUUGUCCUGUAUUAAACAACAUCUUACUCUUAUCAGACGUUGUACUUGUACUUCAUAAUCUGUGAUGUACUAUGCCUAUGCUGUUGUUUAUAUGAAAAUUACCCUUAGUAAAUCAA